This is a messenger RNA of Mitosporidium daphniae, 1986 nucleotides long. RefSeq lists its product as uncharacterized. Gene Ontology annotation, cellular component: cytoplasm. The transcript has 7 exons. Lineage: Eukaryota; Fungi; Microsporidia. The record is from RefSeq and is a predicted model, not a curated record. Bases 1 to 1986 code for a protein of 661 amino acids.
AUGGCAGUCUCUUUGGUUAGUGUCUUUCCCAAAAGGACAAAUUUAAUCCAUGGACGUGAAAAUCCAUUGUCAAUCACGCGAAGCUUGUAUUUGCAAAACGAGAAUGCCGUUGUCAUUUGUCUCACCGAUGGAUCCAUUAUCUUGUACUCGAUGCAAACCGACCCCUAUUCUCUUUUCAAUUCACUCUACAUUUGCUGCUCCCUUUUGGAGCCCUCAAACGAGCUUCUUGUACUUGACUCGGUCACCCUGGAGCGUGAAAUUCAGCCAAUCCUCCAAGGUUUUUGCCUUUUCCGUAUUUUCAUCCAAACAUCGCGGUGGGUGCGCCAAGUGGCUAUAUUUUUAGAUGAACUGGACUUUCAACUGCUGUUUUCGGUACACCGGCACUCCAUGGCGGUGAUAGAUUUUUUUCAGAGCCAAAAUCUGAUUGUAUCGGUGGACAGACAUCGAAACUUUUCCAUCAUCGAUAUGCUAAACCACUCCACGUGUGCCAUUAUUUCGGGGCCUCAAAACGACAACUUUGUCAGUGUGUGCUCCGACAAAAGCAAUCCAGAAAUAAUUUACUUUGUUACUGAGAUGCAUUGCAUAUACGAGUACCAGGUAACCGACCACAAAGUCAUUAGGGUUAGAACUUUUCUCUACAGCGCAUAUAUUCCCAUCCAGAGUCCAAUGGCGUUAGAAACAGCAGAUUGCACACCAUCCACUCGUUGGCAUUUGUUUUUAAUCGCUAGCAUAGCCAAUCCCGAAAGGGCAAUGUGCAAGCGAAGAGUUCAGUCCGAGUUUAUCUCCGAAUCUACCGAUUUGGAGCUUGUUUUGAAUUUGGAUCUCAACUUGCCAAUGUCGAUUCACUGCAUCCUGUCUUUCCUGUCGAUUUGGCAUUUUUGGGACCUUGAUGAGGCGUCGGAUCAAUUUCUGAUGCAGAUGGGCUUUUCAGCGGAUUAUUCCAAGGCUGCCUGUUUGCAAGGAAAAGAUAAAUCGUCAUAUGCGCACAUGUCACCUUAUUCGAUUUCCCAUUCUUUGCUGAUCGUUUUGGCAAUCAUCUUCAAGUUAGAAAACGUGCUAGACUUUACCGAUGCGUGUUCUGGCAAAGAAAGCCGCGACAAAAGCUUUUCAUUGGGCCACAAAAAAAGGGGCAACUACAUCCCCAUAAUUCUUGGAAUCUGUGCCAAGUACCAUCCAGAGCUCCACCCGAAGCUAUCAACUCCCAGGAUGAUUGGGGCCCUUUGCCAAUCCCUCUUGGAGCUUGCCUCGGUGUCGCUGAAGGGCAAUUGCCUGGCCCCACUCACUGCCUUGGAUAUCAUCGGCGAUGGGCUGGAUGUUUUUUUCCCCUUUAUCAACAUUUCAAAGCUCAUCCAUGUUCUGUUUUCGCAAUUUUCGCCCAAACAUUCAGAGGUUUUGUACAAAAUUUUUCACAAGCUUUUUUCGCCCGGAAUGAUCGAGACGCAUUCAGAGCUUGUCAAAAUCUUUAUUCAUGACCAUCUUUCUUCAAGAAGCAUCGCAAGCUUCCAAGCCACCAUCUCGUUUUUGCUUCAAAUGCUGUCAAAGUCUCCGGUUUCCCUAUCCGCCGCCCUUCCAUACUUUAUCGAUGCCAUCAUGAAGCUACUGGAUCCAAGCUUCAUGGAAAUUCGCGAAAAGGUUCUUCCACUUUGCUCGAAAUUUCUCUAUGCUUGUUUUAAGACAUAUCCGUUUAUAGAUUUCCAUUCGGAGAAGCAAAAAUAUGCCGUCGCAAACGACCGAGGGCCAAUUGUCAUUUAUGACUUGAAGACAGGAACAAAAAGCUUUGUUCUCGAAUCUUCCAUUUGUGCCAGGGCUUCCGUCAUUUCGCUCUCACCAGACGCCAACCAUGUUUGCGCGCUGACAAAUCGAGUUAGCGCUGCCAACAUGGAAAAACCCAAAACCGCCCAUUCUUCAUACCGGUCCAGUAUGCUUUUGGCAGCUCAUCUUCCGCAAAUGCCAAAGGAAGAAAUAAUCCUGAGACGCUGCAGCUGA